AUGGGUCCGCGGAACUGGCCAAUUGUUGGAAUGUUGCCUAUGAUUUUACUACACUUCCACUGCAUGCAUGAGAAGUAUACCAAAAUUUUGGAACUGAGCAAGGGCACCAUUCUAAUCAAAGGUGCUUGGUUUGCUAACAUAGACAUGUUGACCACAAGCAAUCCUGACAAUGUGCACCACGUCUUGAGCACAAACUUUUCCAACUAUCCCAAAGGGCCAAAGUUCAGGAGGAUAUUUAAUAUUCUUGGAAAUGGGCUUUUCAAUUCUGAUUUUGACGAGUGGAGGAAGAUACGAGGACUUGCUCAAGGCUUUGUCAACCACAAGCAGUUCCACAGGUUCAUGGCUAAAAUCAACCAUGAUUUUCUAGAGAAUAAACUGGUUCCAGUCCUCGAUAACGCAUCCCAACAAAACCUAGUGGUGGACUUACAAGAUGUAUUCCAGAGGCUUAUGCUUGAUGCUACUUGCAUAACGGCUACUAGCUACAACCCCAAUUCCCUCUGCAUUGGAUUCCCAGAAGUCCCAUUCUUAAAGGCUCUGGACAAUGCAGGUGAAGCAAUAUUCUUCCGGCAUCUUGUGCCAGAAGGCUUUCUCAAGUCACAAAGGUGGCUGGGCAUUGGGAAGGAGAAGAAACUAAGCAAAGCUUGUGAAGUUCUAGAUCAUAUUGUAGCAAAGUAUAUAUCAAUGAGGCAAGAAGAACUGGGAAAAGGGAAGAGACCUGAGGAAAAUAAAGACUCUUUUGAUGCCUUAAAGUAUCAGCUGACUGAAACCGAGAUCUUUGGGACAACACCUACCAAUAAGUAUAUGAGAGAUGCCAUCUUAGGUCUCAUAUUCGCCGGGCAAGACAGCACUAGUGCAGCUCUCACAUGGCUUUUCUGGCUGCUUUCAAAGAAUCCUUCAGUUGAAACCAAUAUUAAAGAAGAACUCAAAUCAAAGUUGCCAGUGAACAAAGCCAAUAAAUUGCAUAUAUUCACGGAAGAAGAGCUAAAUAAGCUGGUUUAUCUCCAUGGAGCUUUAUAUGAAACACUAAGGCUAUUCCCACCAGCUCCUCUCCAGGUCAGAACCUGUAUCCACCCAGAUACCCUUCCAAGCGGUCACAAGGUUAAUUCCAAGAUGAAGAUCGUAUUUUCUGCAUAUGCAAUGGGAAGAAUGACAUCAGUCUGGGGAAAUGAUUGUCUUGAAUUCAAGCCUGAAAGAUGGAUCACAGAGAAAGGAGGGAUCAAACAUGUACCAUCACACAAGUUCUUAGCUUUCAGUGUAGGACCAAGGAUUUGUCUAGGAAAGGAGUCUGCUAUUACUCGAAAAAAAUCUGUUGCAGCUGUUAUCCUCCAUAAUUACCAUGUCCAAGUAAUGGAAGGCCAAUUUGUGACCCCUAAGGCUUCUAUUGUUCUUCACAUGAAAAAUGGUCUAAGGGUUAGGAAUAAAAACACAUGGCCUUGA
Messenger RNA from Vitis vinifera (wine grape), 1437 nucleotides. Its product is annotated as alkane hydroxylase MAH1. Lineage: Eukaryota; Viridiplantae; Streptophyta; Magnoliopsida; Vitales; Vitaceae. The record is from RefSeq and is a predicted model, not a curated record. Bases 1 to 1437 code for a protein of 478 amino acids. Gene Ontology annotation, molecular function: oxidoreductase activity, acting on paired donors, with incorporation or reduction of molecular oxygen; iron ion binding; monooxygenase activity. The transcript has a single exon.